Fulvia fulva is the source of this 1017-nucleotide messenger RNA. Its product is annotated as Exosome complex component rrp4. Bases 1 to 1017 code for a protein of 338 amino acids. Lineage: Eukaryota; Fungi; Ascomycota; Dothideomycetes; Mycosphaerellales; Mycosphaerellaceae. The record is from RefSeq and is a predicted model, not a curated record. Gene Ontology annotation, molecular function: RNA binding. The transcript has a single exon. Gene Ontology annotation, biological process: exonucleolytic trimming to generate mature 3'-end of 5.8S rRNA from tricistronic rRNA transcript (SSU-rRNA, 5.8S rRNA, LSU-rRNA); U4 snRNA 3'-end processing; TRAMP-dependent tRNA surveillance pathway. Gene Ontology annotation, cellular component: cytoplasmic exosome (RNase complex); nuclear exosome (RNase complex).
AUGGCGAUCACGAUUCUCCCACCAACUCCGGCGGCGCCACCUCGAAGUUCGACAGCUCACAAUGGCAACCUCGAUACAUAUUCAUCCGGCGAAGAAAAUGAAGAUUCAAUGGACAUUGACGACCUCCCGUCUGGCCACCGGAAGACCACCAACAUCAUCACUCCGGGUCAAAUAGUUACGGACGAUCCGCAAUGGAUGCGCGGUCACGGCACUUUCGCGUCAGACACCGACACAUCCACCAUCAUAAGAUCGACAUUGGCAGGAACAUUGCAGAAGACCAACAGACUGCUUUCUGUCGUCCCACUUCGCGCACGAUAUACACCAGAGAUUGGCGACUUAGUCAUUGGAAGGAUCGUAGAAGUACAAAGUCGGAGGUGGAAACUAGAUGUUGCAGCACCGCUCCUUGCGAAUCUGCUGCUCAGCUCUAUCAACUUGCCAGGCGGAAUUUUGAGGAAGCGGACAAGCGUUGAUGAGCUCAACAUCAGGUCUUUCUUCGGCGAAGGUGAGCUGCUGGUGGCAGAAGUACAAUCUCUCUUUCAAGAUGGUAGCGCCUCAUUACACACCCGCUCGUUGAAGUACGGCAAGCUGAGGAACGGAUACUUCAUGGCAGUAUCCGGCAUGGGUGGAGGCGCAGGAGUCGUGCGGAGCAAGAGACAAAUAUUCACGAUCCAUACAAGAGCCGGCGAGGUUGAUUGCAUAUUGGGUGUAAAUGGGUACAUCUGGAUCAACAAGCACAUUGGCGAGAAGGAAGAAGUGGGUGUGAACAGGUUGGAAGAGACUGCAAGUGCGGGCAUGUACUCGAGUCAGAACGACGAGAUCACGACGGAGAUGAGGAGGGAGAUUGCGAGAAUAGGCGGCUGUAUUCGAGCAUUGGUGGAAGGAAAUCUGAAGGUUGAGGAGCAAGGUGUGAGAAGAGCAUAUGAAGCCAGCAUCGAGUUGGACGAGAUCGAGGGAGAGACUCAGUAUAUUGGCGGUGAGCGAGGGCAGAGGAUCGUGGAGAUGGUCCUAAGCAGAUGA